AUGCUUGAUAUUUAAGAUAAUUUAGAAAGAGCCAUUAACCUUUCUAAAGCUUAAGAAGGUUAAAAAUCAGAUUUGUAUGAAGGUUCCAAAUUAACAUUUAAAAUUCUCGAAAAAGUACUAGAAAAAAAUGGAGUAGUUAAAAUUAAUCCUGAAGGUGAAAAAUUCGACCCAAAUUAUCAUGAAGCUCUUUUCAAUAUUCCAGAUCCUACAAAAGAAAACGGUACAGUAGCUUUUGUUGCUUAAACUGGCUAUAAAAUAUAAGAUAGAGUCUUAAGACCUGCAAAAGUUGGUGUAACUUAGAAAGAUUGA
This is a messenger RNA of Ichthyophthirius multifiliis, 309 nucleotides long. Its product is annotated as ribulose-phosphate 3-epimerase, putative. Gene Ontology annotation, cellular component: PAM complex, Tim23 associated import motor. Gene Ontology annotation, molecular function: protein-folding chaperone binding; adenyl-nucleotide exchange factor activity; protein homodimerization activity. The record is from RefSeq and is a predicted model, not a curated record. NCBI's taxonomy places the organism in Eukaryota, Ciliophora, Oligohymenophorea, Hymenostomatida. Gene Ontology annotation, biological process: protein folding; protein import into mitochondrial matrix. The transcript has 2 exons.